AUGGAUAAAGGGGUUGAAAAUUUGCUUUCUGCAAGAAAGCUGUUGAAGGCUAGUGUGGAGAAAUCAAAGGCAUUGGGGUUAUCUUUAGUAAAAACUGGGAUCAGAUUAGAUGAGAUUAGCCAAAUAUUACCAUCUUUGGAAGUCUCGGUCUGGCCAAUAAUGGCUCAAAGGAAGGCCCUUGGUAUAGUUGGGGGUCAUAUAAAUCGAGCUGUCGUCCCAGCGACUGCAGUUCUUAAGGUUUUUGACGCCAUUCAUGGACUUGAGAAAUCAUUAUCUGAUCCUCAAUCUGAUCUCCCUGGGUAUCUUGGGGUGCUUAAGCGACUUGUGGAGGCAACCAGGGUCCUCGGAGACAAUCGUGGGAUAGCAAUUCAAUGGUUAGCCGAUAUUGUUGAGUACCUGGAGGAUCAAGAAGUGGCGGAUGACGAGUUUAUAUCAGGUUUGAAGAAAGCACUGGAGUGUCUUCGGGAAUUGGAGGUGGGGGAGGAGAAGGGUCAUCUUGAUGGGGGGCUUCUCGAGGUUGCUUUGGACAGGUUGGAGAAUGAGUAUCGGCGGCUUUUGACAGAAAACAGUGUUCCAUUGCCAAUGUCCUCACCAACAUCGCCAGGUGAGCAAGCGUGCAUUGCACCGUCCCCUUUACCGGUGGCUAUUAUACAGAAGCUGCAGGCUAUUCUUGGGAGAUUGAUUGCAAAUAACAGGUUUGACAGUUGCCUUUCCAUUUAUGUUGAGGUUCGGAGUUCAAAUGUUCGGGCAAGUUUGCAAGCACUUAAUUUGGAUUAUCUUGAGAUAUCAGUCUCUGAAUUCAAUAAUGUGGCUAGCAUAGAAGGUUAUAUAGCUCAGUGGGGCAACCAUUUGGAGUUUGCUGUGAAGCACUUGCUUGAGGCUGAGUACAAACUUUGUAAAGACGUGUUUUUUGAGAGAAUGGGGUUGGAUGUUUGGAAGAGCUGUUUUGCUGAUAUAGCUGCCCAGGCAGGUAUUCUUGCAUUCUUACAAUUUGGGAAAACUGUAGCAGAAAGUAAAAAGGAUCCUAUCAAGCUAUUGAAGCUGUUGGAAAUCUUCGCAGCCUUAAGUAAGCUAAGAUUGGAUUUCAACCGGCUCUUUGGUGGAGCAGCCUGUGCUGAGAUCCAAAAUCGGACGAGAGAUCUCAUCAAGAGGUUGGUUCAAGGGGCUUGUGAAAUUUUUUGGGAGCUUUCAGUUCAAGUUGAAUUGCAAAGGCAUACUCCACCUCCCCCAGAUGGUAGUAUUCCAAGAGUGGUGACUUUUAUUACUGAUUACUGUAAUAAGAUGCUUGGGGAUGACUACAAGCCAAUCCUUGCUCAAGUUCUGGUUAUUGAAAGAAGUUGGAAGCACGAAAAAUUCCAAGAAGGAAUCCUUAUAAAUGAACUUCUGAAUUUAGUUAAAUCUAUUGAGCUGAAUGUGGAGACAUGGUCGAGGAGUUAUGAAGAUGCUGUUUUGUCCUAUAUAUUCUUGAUGAACACUCACUGGCAUUUAUAUAAGCAUCUGAAAGGCACGAAGAUUGGAAACCUAUUGGGCGACUCUUGGUUGAGAGAACACAAACAGUAUAAGGACUACUAUUCUUCUCUAUACUUGAGAGAGAGCUGGGAUAAACUUCCUGCCUUUUUAAGUCGGGAAGGUCUGAUUUUGUUCUCUGGAGGGCAUGCAACUGCCAGUGAUCUUGUGAAAAAGAGAUUAAAAUCUUUUAAUGAAGCUUUUGACAACAUGCAUAUGAAGCAGUCGAAAUGGGUUAUUUUGGACAAAGAUCUGCGGGAGAAAACGCGCCAGGUUAUAAUUCAGACUAUCGUGCCUGUUUAUCGUAGCUACAUGCAAAAUUACGGGCCUUUGGUUGAACAAGACCCUAGUGGAAGCAAAUAUGCAAAGUAUACAGCUCGGUCAUUGGAGAAAUUAUUCAACUCUCUUUUUCAGCCGAAGCCAGUGAAACAAGGCAGUUUAAGAGUGAGGCAGUCAAGUGGGAAAUUUAACAACGGCAUCGCAGAUCAGCAUCAAACUUCUCCAACUGUGAAAUGA
Messenger RNA from Fraxinus pennsylvanica, 2022 nucleotides. The record is from the annotation of a GenBank genome assembly. NCBI's taxonomy places the organism in Eukaryota, Viridiplantae, Streptophyta, Magnoliopsida, Lamiales, Oleaceae.